This is a messenger RNA of Exophiala spinifera, 1203 nucleotides long. RefSeq lists its product as uncharacterized. The transcript has a single exon. NCBI's taxonomy places the organism in Eukaryota, Fungi, Ascomycota, Eurotiomycetes, Chaetothyriales, Herpotrichiellaceae. The record is from RefSeq and is a predicted model, not a curated record. The coding region runs from base 1 to 1203 and encodes 400 amino acids.
AUGAAGAGAUCCGGAUCUGUUUUCAAGCUGAACCCGAAUGACGAAUUCGAGGAGGUGACACCGGGACCAGGGCUCAAAGAUUCUCUGACCAUGCACGAACAAUACCCCUCUGUGGCGGAGAUUUCGGGUGUCAAUCCAGACAUCAUGACUUCUCGACCAACACCGACAAUGUCACCCCCCUUGCUUCCUGUUACAGGCUCUAGCAAAGAGAGCGCUUCGAAGACUGCUACCACUUCCCGACCCUCGCACACCCCCUCGGGUCAGGACCGAGAUACUUCGGUCACUAGUGAUACUUCUCCGCCCCAAGAUUUAAACUCUGACCACAACGAGGAAGCGCCCGAAACCACUACCUCCUGCGUGGCAGAGGAAGUUUCUAGUCGAGACUCAAAGGCUCCCAUGAGACCUGAGGAGCGAGGGACAGCUCCGCAUUUGCCUCGUGCUAGCAUGGUAAUCUCCACUGAAAGAUCUCCUCUGAGACCAUCGUCCAUCCAAGCUCGUCUCGACCAAUUCAAGAGGAAAGAGGUUGCACUCGCUCAAAAACUGCAAGAGGCGAAGCAGCAAAUGCAGAAAAGUUGCGACCGUGCCGAUCAACUCUACACUGCUGAAAAAGUGGAAGUUGCUCUUCACAAUAAACAGCGAAUCGCAGUCGAGGUUGCACGCAAGAAAUCGAAGGAAGCUCGUUCAUUCCUGGAUGAACAAAAGGAGAUUCUCGCACAGACUCACAACCAGAUCAAACAUAUUCGUAAGAAGAUCACUGAUGUGGAGGGCUCCGUAGUGUCCUAUAAGACGCAUCUAUCCGACGUGGAGAAAGAGAUACGCAGUCUAGACCAGGCACAACAACUGGCGACACGCCAGGCAGACAUAUUGGAACUGAAGACGCCUGAGGUCGACGCAUUGGUGAGGGCGGCACGAUCUGACACGACCUUUCUCGGCCAUCUUCGCAGAGUUGAGGAAGGUACAGCAACCGUGACCAUGUGCAGAGACAUCAAGAGCAGAAUUUUCGAUGUUUUGACGUGUGUGAAACAGGAUGAGCUCGAUGCACUGGUAAAAACCAUUUUGGGCACGCAGAAGGAGCAAGAAGAGACUGCCAGAAGAGAAAUCGACAAAGCCAAGGAGGAGAGAGGUCAUGGCAACGCGACAGGAAAGCGUGCUGCGGGCAAACCCCCUUUGGGGGAGCCAGCUGCUGUGCGCCCCAAGCACUAA